GUGGUUUAUAUAACCUUAGACUCUCCCAUCUCAAUAGUUAACUUUUGAGAUGUGGUUCUUCUAAGGUUCGUAUCAUGAACCAGUUGGUAACCUGCAUAUUGCUUCAUUACUUGCUCUUUUGUUAUCAGAUCAUUUGGAGGGAGUGAUAGGCGAGAUAUUGUUGCAAGGACUCGCAGAAGUGUAUCUGGCUCAAAUUACCAGCAGCCUUUUGUUUGUACGUGUUUCCGCAGGACACAAUGACAGUAUUACCCCAUUCUCCAGACAGGCUUUGGAUUCUGUAUAAGAUAUUGUUUUCGCUGAUCUAUGUGAAAAAUACUUGCGUACUAUUAAAUCAAGGCGAAAUUCCAUCGUAGUUCCUGUAGUUACACUGCAGUUUGGUGUGUGUAGACACACAGCAUUGAUUCUGAAGGUAAUUGUUUUGGUUUCAACUUUUUAUGUUUCAAAUCUGUAUGUAUUGCUUCAGCUUUUAGUCCUCACAACAUGAUACAAAUUCUGUUGCUGUAGUAUCUUUGUGAUUGGGUUGAUUGAGCCUCGUGUUCCUUGUGAGCUUGUUAGGGGGUACUUGGACUUCCAACCACACGCUUGGAAUAUCAUUCUUGUCAAAAGGGGGGAUUCAUGGGUCCCGAUGGUAGUUGAUGCAUGUCAUCCUCAUGAUGUAAGAGAAGAGACAGAUCCAGAAUAUUUUUGUAGAUAUGUCCCUCCAAGUAGAUCUAAUGUUCCUCUUUCAAUUGAAGAUGUCCUUCAUUGAGCAUGUAUGAUGACAUUGAAAAGGUAGCUUCAAGUUCUGUUCGUCAAUGCAAAUUCGGAAUGCAUGAUGCUGCAGCAAAGGUUUGCUCCCUUUAAAAGUCUAGUCAUGCUGAUAUUAUAAUCUAGUAGAAAGUUUAGUGUUUAUCCUUAUUAAUUUUGUCCUUAAAGUUGUUAAUGGUAUAGAUUGUCUGUUGAUUCAUAAAGUAGUCAUGUCAUGAGCUUAUAUUAUUAAGUAUUUAACCUACUAGAUUUCUGCAUACUAGUUAUUUCGAAAUGUGAUUGGCUUUGAAACAUUCCUGCAUAGUAGAAAUGUAUGGACAUCAGAUUUAUUCCAGGUGGCUCCCUUCAGUGGAUGGAAAUCCAGAGCGUCGUGUAAUACAAUCUGCGAUUUUCAUGGAGUCUGUAAAAGGGGGAUCAUUGAAGAAUUAUUUAGAGAAGCUGUCAAGAGCCGGUGAGAAAGCUGAUGGAACUCCUGUUGUGAAGCUUUGUGACUUUGAUAGAGCAGUGCCUUUUCGCUCUUUUUUGCAUACGUGCUGUAAUUCUCAUAUGGGGAUACCUCUGCCUGAUGUUUGUGUUGGAACACCACGCUGGAUGGCACCAGAGGUUCUGCGGGCAAUGAAUAAACGUAAUAGAUACGGACUGCUAAGUUUCCUCCUGUCAGUGUAAUUUCAAGAUUUUAAUUUGAUAAUGUAGAUUGUGACCUCCGUUCUUAGAGACUAUGUACAUGCAGACA
Messenger RNA from Mangifera indica (mango), 1480 nucleotides. RefSeq lists its product as uncharacterized. The record is from RefSeq and is a predicted model, not a curated record. Bases 1057 to 1413 code for a protein of 118 amino acids. Gene Ontology annotation, molecular function: protein serine/threonine kinase activity; ATP binding. Gene Ontology annotation, biological process: peptidyl-threonine phosphorylation; peptidyl-serine phosphorylation. The transcript is spliced from 3 exons. NCBI's taxonomy places the organism in Eukaryota, Viridiplantae, Streptophyta, Magnoliopsida, Sapindales, Anacardiaceae.